ACUUCGCUUCCACACUCCCAUUUUUGUCCUUCACCAUUCUUACGCGAUCUCUUCUAAGCUUUCUUGGAAUCAUCUUCUUCAGCAUCUUCUUAAUCUCCCUCUGUCGUCUCUCAGGUAAAAUCUCAGAGUGGGACAGAGAGAGGAGAGAGAGACUAAUAUUUCUAGGGUUUGAUUUGAGCUAAUCCUUAGUUGAUUCAUAGUCCAAAUCUGAAGAAACGAGCUCGUUUAUGCUUGCGAUGCAACAAAUAAUCAGCUAAAAGGAUCUGGUGACGGAAGGUAGAGAAAGUGUAAAAAUGGAGUAGAAGCAGCACCGGAAAAUAUGCCUUCAUGGUGGGGAAAGUCAUCUUCAAAGGAAGCAAAGAAGAAAGCGACCAAAGAGAGUUUUCUUGAUUCGUUGCAUCGCAAGUUUAAGAGUCCAGCUGAAGCUAAGUCUCCUAGUAAAUCAGGUGGAUCUCGAAGACACAACAGUGACAUUGCUUCUGAGAAGGGUUCUCAGUCCCAAGCACAGUCAAGGUCGUCAUCACCUUCCAAGAAUGUCUCGAGAUGUCAAAGUUUCGCUGAAAGGGCUCUAGCCCAACCACUUCCGCGUCCAGGUUUGCCACCAGCAAGUGUAGUCCGUACAGACUCUGGAAUCAGUCAAUCUGCAAAUCCCAGAGUAGAGAAGGGCUCAAAGCCAUCCCUGUUUCUGCCUCUCCCAAAGCCUGCAUGCAUCAGACACAGACUGGACCCUGCAGAUGCUGACGGAGAACUUGUCUUUGCAUCAAUUUCAAGUGAGUGCUCUGUUGAGAGUGAUGAUCCUACUGAUUCACGCCAACGCAGUCCACUAGCAUUUGAUUAUGAAACUGGACCUGGUAACCGGACUGCCUUGGGUAGCCCUCCAAGAUUGGCUGUUAAGGAUCAAUCUGCUGUUGGACAAAUAAGCAUAAAAGAGGCAACAGAACCAGUUAAUCUUUCUCCCAGUGGACAUGUCUCCUCUCGAUCUCCUAAGAGACGACCAUUAAAUAGCCACUUGUCCAGUAUACAAAUUCCUUCUCAUGGGGCCCUUUGCAGUGCUGCUGAUAGUUCUAUAUCAAGUCCUUCCAGAAGUCCAAUGAGAGCUGCUGGCUGUGAGCAAGUUAGUAGUUCUACUUUUUGGGCAGGAAAGACUUAUCCAGAUCUUCCUUUACUUGGAUCUGGCCAUUGUUCAAGCCCAGGGUCUGGUCAGAAUUCUGGACAUAAUUCCAUGGGAGGAGAUAUGGUAGGACAAUUGUUUUGGCAGCCUAGUAGAGGGAGCCCCGAGUACUCUCCAAUUCCUAGUCCCAGGAUGACAAGUCCUGGGCCUAGCUCAAGAAUUCACAGUGGUGCUGUCACACCUAUUCAUCCCAGGGCUGGAGGCGGAGCAUCUGAAUUGCAGACUAGUUGGCCUGAUGAUACAAAACCAGAAAGUCAUCCUUUGCCCCGUCCCCCCUUAGCAAUUUCCAACUCUUCACCCUUUUCUCAUUCCAAUUCAGUUGCAACAUCUCCCUCAGUGCCACGAAGUCCUGGUAGAGCAGAGAAUCUUUCUAGCCCUGGGUCUCGCUGGAAAAAAGGGAAGUUGCUUGGUAGAGGCACAUUCGGGCACGUUUAUGUUGGUUUUAAUAGUGAUAGUGGAGAAAUGUGUGCAAUGAAGGAGGUGACUCUAUUUUCAGAUGAUGCAAAGUCAAAAGAAAGUGCAAAGCAGUUGGCACAGGAGAUUGCAUUGUUGAGCCGAUUAAGACAUCCAAAUAUUGUCCAGUAUUAUGGCUCAGAGAUGGUUCCUGAUAAACUAUAUAUCUACUUGGAAUAUGUAUCUGGUGGGUCUAUUUAUAAGCUUUUACAAGAAUACGGUCCAUUUGGAGAAACAGCAAUCCGUAGUUACACUCAGCAAAUUUUAUCGGGGCUUGCAUAUUUACAUGCUAAAAACACUGUGCAUAGAGAUAUUAAAGGGGCAAAUAUUCUUGUUGAUCCAAAUGGGCGCAUAAAGUUGGCAGACUUUGGAAUGGCCAAGCAUAUCACAGGGCAAUCUUGUCCAUUAUCCUUCAAAGGAAGCCCUUACUGGAUGGCCCCUGAGGUGAUAAAGCAUACUAGUGGCUGCAACCUUGCUGUUGAUGUAUGGAGCCUUGGAUGCACUGUCUUAGAAAUGGCUACAUCAAAGCCUCCUUGGAGUCAGUAUGAAGGAGUUGCUGCCAUGUUUAAGAUUGGGAAUAGUAAAGAACUCCCAGCAAUACCGGAACAGCUUUCAGAAGAGGGAAAAGAUUUUGUGAGGAAGUGUUUGCAGCGUGAGCCGCGAAAUCGUCCUACUGCUGCUGAGCUAUUGGAGCAUCCUUUUGUAAAAGAUGCCGCCCCUCUGGAAAAGCCAAAUAUAUUUCCUACAUCUUUUGAUCUUCCAUGUGCUGCUGCAAAUGGGAUAAAACCUCUGGGCGUUGGAUCUGUAAGAAAUUAUCCUAUGCCAGAUUCGGAAAGGCUUGCUAUCCACUCAUCCAGAGCGUCAAAAUCUAAAUUUCACUGCAGUGAUAUCCACAUUCCGAGGAACAUAUCUUGCCCAGUCUCCCCAAUAGGUAGUCCUCUUUUACAUCCAAGGUCACCUCAAAACCUAAAUGGGAGGAUGUCUCCCUCACCUAUAUCCAGCCCUCUCAACACAUCUGGCUCAUCAACACCAAUCUCUGGAGGGAAUGGUGCUAUCCCAUUUCGUCACAUUAAUCAGUCAGUUUACUUGCAAGAGGCCAGAACAGUUCCAAGUAGUCCUUAUAUGAGUGGCUCUUCUUAUUGGGAUCCUGAUGUUUUACGAGGGUCACCAUCAGGAUCUCAUGCUUUCCGAGAAUUGGCAUCCGUUGAAUAUGAUGCUCUGGGAAAGCAGUUUGGGAUGCAUGCCACAGGAGAACUUUGCAAUGGGCAAUCAGCCUUGGCCAAUCGGGUGUCACAGCAACUUUUAAGGGAUCAUGUGAAAUUGAUUUCUUCGGUAGAUCUCAACCCUUGUCCUCCCUUGGCAGGUCGCACAGGUGGAACAUGAGAUGUAUAUCAGACAUUAUUGAUGGAGACUUCAAAAGUUUCAUGUUUAAAUUUGCUUUCAGCUUAUAGCACGUUUGAAGGCAGCUGUUUUGUGCAACAAGAAUCUCCUAUUAUGAGGAUAGACUAGGAAAUGUAAUGGCAUCUGGGCAGAACUUCAUUAUGUAUUGUCAGUUAGAUCAACCUGAUUUCUUCCACCUGUUAUUUGGGUCUAGUGUUCCAAAGAUGAAGCACUUCCCAAUGAGAAUAUAUUGACCCUCUGUCACUAAAAGCAUCUCUUGAAAUUAUGGCGGCUUGUCCAAAUAUCAUCUGCCUGAUUGGACUUGAUAACUAACAUGAGCCAAGAACUAAUGAUUCAUUUGCUUUUGGAGGUUGGCUUCCAGUUAUUCAGUGUAUAGCUGACCCUUCAUGAAGACAUUAAUGGCACCAAACUUGUAUAUUUAUGUUGUCCCAUAGAAGAUAGAAAAGAGUAAACCUGGAACUAAAGCAGGAAGAAUCCUUUUUGUUUUCUUUCCUUUCCCCUUUCUAAGCGGGGUUUCUGUACAGCAAACAAUGAACUGGAAUAUUCCAGGUACUGUUGAUUGAACAAUCAGAGGAAGAUUUGGCUCUGUAUUCUACUGCUUUAAUGCUGUAACUGAUAACUCUUGAGUUAUAUAGAUUUUGUUUUGGAUGCACAA
Molecule: messenger RNA, 3680 nt
Organism: Solanum dulcamara
Lineage: Eukaryota; Viridiplantae; Streptophyta; Magnoliopsida; Solanales; Solanaceae
Product: mitogen-activated protein kinase kinase kinase YODA-like
Exons: 13
Coding region: 320-3007 (895 amino acids)
Biological process (GO): protein phosphorylation
Molecular function (GO): ATP binding; protein kinase activity
Source: RefSeq, a predicted model, not a curated record